This is a messenger RNA of Phytophthora nicotianae INRA-310, 249 nucleotides long. RefSeq lists its product as hypothetical. Lineage: Eukaryota; Oomycota; Peronosporomycetes; Peronosporales; Peronosporaceae. Bases 1 to 249 code for a protein of 82 amino acids. The record is from RefSeq and is a predicted model, not a curated record. The transcript has 5 exons.
AUGAGCUGCGACCUGGUGGGCGUCCACGUUUGCGCCCGUCAUCUUGCAGUCCAGGUAUCAGCUCCAUCAGGGUGGGAGGACAUUGAGGUCAUGGAGUAUCUCGGGUUGUACAAGCAAUGCUAUGGGUCUCACCGCAUGUUCUGCGUCCCCGGUGUUCUCGACCGGGGACUCGAGGCCAAUGGUAAAUCGCAAACCCUGAUGCUCAUCGUCUGGGAGUCUGUUCUGGCGACGCCAGAACAUCGCAGCUAG